AUGAAAGCAAACCAAGAAGAAAAUCAAUCCAAAUCAACAAAAGCAAAAACCAAUCCAUCUAAAAUAAAUAAUAAUAACAAUAGUUCAGAUAAAAGAAAAGAAAGAAAAAAAACAAUUGAAAAAGUAAUAAAAGAAUUUUUAAAUGUUCCAAAGAUUGAAAAGUAUGAAAAAUGUAUAAUUAAUAGUGAUGGUACCCAUUCAUGUCCUGUAUUGGAAAAAAGAAAGAAAAAAUUAAAAUUAGAACAAGAGAAAAUAAAUUUAAAUAAACAAUUAUUACAAAUAGAUACAAUAUUUUUAAAUAAUAACGAAAAAGUUCAGGAGAUUAAGGAAAGAUUAAAACAAAUAGAUAUGGAAUUAAAAGAUUACAAUCAAGUACAAAGCGAUAUUAUAGUUGAUGAUUAUGUAAUACCAGCAAAGAGUAUUAAAAGAUAUUUUGGAGUAUUUAUUGAAUCAGAAAAAUACAUUAGAUCAUGGGAGAAUUUUAUUAUGGUUGGUCUGGGUAGUAGCGGUGAAAAAGAAAACAAAAGAGCAUUUAAUAUAGUAAAAAGAAUGGAUUUUGCUUUAUUAGUCAUAAAUGACACAGAAGUACUCAGUGGUGAAAUUUGUGCUACAUGUAUUAUAUCUGCAAACGAUUUAAUGUUAAAACUCUAUCCCAAGUUUCAAGAUUAUCAAGUUGCUGUUAAAAAGGUUUUAAAAUGUAAAAGUUACAGAAAUUCAAAAGAUAUCACAAUUAGCCAGUGUAUUAAUUUAAAAAACAAGAUUUCAGAUUUCACCAAAGACCAUUUUUUUCCAUUAUAA
Molecule: messenger RNA, 798 nt
Organism: Dictyostelium purpureum
Lineage: Eukaryota; Evosea; Eumycetozoa; Dictyosteliales; Dictyosteliaceae
Exons: 4
Coding region: 1-798 (265 amino acids)
Source: RefSeq, a predicted model, not a curated record